CAACAUUAUAUCAGGACCUAUAGACACCUGGACCAACCUGGAGAGAACACAGCAUUAUAUCAGGACCUAUAGACACCUGGACCAACCUGGAGAGAACACAACAAGAUGAGGAUCCUGCUGAUAGUCAUCCUCCUAUCCUUCAUGACAGGUUGUUUGAGCUCCUUCACAGUGACAGGAUCCUCUGGAGGAACUGUCAUCAUCUACUGUCAUUAUUCCACAGAAGACAGAAGUCAUGAGAAAUAUUUCUGCUUGGGGCAGAACCGUUUGAGAUGUAAGGAUCAAAUCAGAACUGGAUUGAGGAACACCUGGAAGCACAGUGGUAGAUUCUCUCUGUAUGACAACACUGGAGGAAAGUACUUCAAGGUGAUCAUCAGACAACUGACCAGACAAGAUGAAGGGACCUACUGGUGUGGAGUGGACAAACCUACUCUACUUGACAGUUAUACCAAGAUAGAGCUGGAGGUGAAGAAGGAUGACUGCUGUGAGAAGUCAGUCACAGAGACGGCCUUUCUGGGAGGAGAAGCCACCAUCAGAUGUAACUAUCCAGAGGACCAUGAGGACGACAUCAAGUACUUCUGCAAGGAAAGCAAUGACUUCAAGACUUGUGUUUAUAUGAUCGCUGCUCACCAGACAUCUGCAGAAGCUGGUCGAUUCUCUGUUUCUGACAACAGAGGAGAGAGAUUCUACACAGUGAACAUCAGUGACCUGACUGAAGAUGAUACUGGGACCUACUGGUGUGGAGUAGAAACCAGCAGGACAGAACAACGUUACAUUACACUGAUCACACAGGUGAAGCUGCUUGUUAUAAGUGAGUUUAAACUUCCUCUUUCUCAUUAA
This is a messenger RNA of Oncorhynchus tshawytscha (Chinook salmon), 837 nucleotides long. Its product is annotated as polymeric immunoglobulin receptor-like. The coding region runs from base 106 to 837 and encodes 243 amino acids. Lineage: Eukaryota; Metazoa; Chordata; Actinopteri; Salmoniformes; Salmonidae. The record is from RefSeq and is a predicted model, not a curated record. The transcript has 3 exons.